AUGGCCCUUCCCGGCAUCCCCUAUGAGCGGCGGCUUCUCAUCAUGGCGGACCCUAGAGAUAAGGCGCUGCAGGACUACCGCAAGAAGCUGCUGGAGCACAAGGAGAUCGACGGCCGCCUCAAGGAGUUAAGGGAACAAUUAAAAGAACUCACCAAGCAGUAUGAAAAGUCUGAAAAUGAUCUGAAGGCCCUACAGAGUGUUGGGCAGAUUGUGGGUGAAGUACUUAAGCAGUUAACUGAAGAAAAAUUCAUUGUUAAAGCUACAAAUGGACCAAGAUAUGUUGUGGGUUGUCGUCGACAGCUUGACAAAAGUAAGCUGAAGCCAGGAACAAGAGUUGCUUUGGAUAUGACUACACUAACCAUCAUGAGGUAUUUGCCAAGAGAGGUGGAUCCAUUGGUUUACAACAUGUCUCAUGAAGACCCUGGGAAUGUGUCCUAUUCUGAGAUUGGAGGGCUAUCAGAACAGAUUCGGGAAUUAAGAGAGGUGAUAGAAUUACCUCUUACAAACCCAGAAUUAUUCCAGCGUGUAGGAAUAAUACCUCCAAAAGGCUGUUUGCUAUAUGGACCACCAGGUACAGGAAAAACACUGUUGGCACGAGCUGUUGCUAGCCAGCUAGACUGCAAUUUCUUAAAGGUUGUAUCUAGUUCUAUUGUAGACAAGUACAUUGGUGAAAGUGCUCGUCUGAUCAGAGAAAUGUUUAAUUAUGCCAGAGACCAUCAGCCAUGCAUCAUUUUUAUGGAUGAAAUAGAUGCUAUUGGUGGUCGUCGGUUUUCCGAGGGGACUUCAGCUGAUAGAGAGAUUCAGAGAACUUUAAUGGAGUUACUGAAUCAAAUGGAUGGAUUUGAUACUCUACAUAGAGUUAAAAUGAUCAUGGCUACAAACAGACCAGAUACACUGGAUCCUGCUUUGCUUCGUCCAGGAAGAUUAGAUAGAAAAAUACAUAUUGACUUACCAAAUGAACAAGCAAGACUAGAUAUAUUGAAAAUCCAUGCAGGUCCCAUUACAAAGCAUGGUGAAAUAGAUUAUGAAGCAAUUGUGAAGCUUUCAGAUGGUUUUAAUGGAGCAGACCUGAGAAACGUUUGUACUGAAGCAGGUAUGUUUGCAAUUCGUGCUGAUCAUGAUUUUGUAGUACAGGAAGACUUCAUGAAAGCAGUCAGAAAAGUGGCUGAUUCUAAGAAGCUAGAGUCAAAAUUAGACUACAAACCUGUGUAA
Pipistrellus nathusii (Nathusius's pipistrelle) is the source of this 1212-nucleotide messenger RNA. NCBI's taxonomy places the organism in Eukaryota, Metazoa, Chordata, Mammalia, Chiroptera, Vespertilionidae. The record is from the annotation of a GenBank genome assembly.